ACGAAUAUUUGGAAUAUGUGUACUUAGCUUUUAUAUGUUAAAGAUGAUUGAGUUAGGUUCUGAUCAACCACCACCUUUUACAGAACUUGUACGGAGGACUUGCACUCGUAAAGAUGGAAUUUUCAUCGAUGAACGAGCUAAGUAUCUUGUAAUUGAUGUAGAGGAAGUUGUUAAACUGAUGACAAGUGAUGAAGGAUCUCUCAAUUCUGUCAAUGAAACUGACUCUACUACUGCUACUCCUACUCACAUUCUGCUCAACCAAGAGUAUCUCAAGGUUAGAGCCCGCGGUGCCACCGCGGGGGAAGAUUUUUCGUUACGUUUGUUUGUGAUUUGAUUUUUUAACAUUGUUUGUGGUUUAUUGUCGUUAUUGGAAUGUGAAUGUAGUGUAGACGAAUUAAAAUUACAUAAUAUAU
This is a messenger RNA of Arabidopsis arenosa, 413 nucleotides long. Lineage: Eukaryota; Viridiplantae; Streptophyta; Magnoliopsida; Brassicales; Brassicaceae. The record is from the annotation of a GenBank genome assembly.